Messenger RNA from Lactuca virosa, 392 nucleotides. The record is from the annotation of a GenBank genome assembly. NCBI's taxonomy places the organism in Eukaryota, Viridiplantae, Streptophyta, Magnoliopsida, Asterales, Asteraceae.
UUAUAUGUAUGCCCUAAAUCUUCUCUCACCCAUAGAGCUUUAACAAGUAUUCUUCAUAAUGAUGCAAAAGAUUGUGAUAAAGAUGCAGCCAAAGUGUGGGAGAUGCCGAACAAAAGCCAUGAUGAUAGCUGCAAAAGCAUCAGGUAGUUGUGUCAGUUCAGUGGAGCUACAAGGGGAGAACAAGAACCAGAUGGUGGUGAUUGGAGAUGGCAUAGAUGCAGCUGCAUUGACAAGCUCGGUGAGGAAAAAGAUCAAGAAUGCGUCAUUGGAAAUGGUUCAGCAGAUGUAGUUUCUCUUUUGCGGCUAGAAAACCCUGUAAUUGCUUAAUUACUUAGUUACAAGAAUCAUAGAUUGUGUCGGUUUGAUUACAAUAUUUACAUCAAUAUAUAACA